AUGAUCAGCAGUGGCGGUGGCGCCCACGACGGGGAGCCACCGCGCCGCGCUGUGCCAUCUACACAUACAGAGGACGAACAACGCGAACAGCAGCAUCAGCCACAGGGGGCAGCCAGCAGCAGCGGCAGACAGGCAAAGGUAGGCGGGGUCGACAUGGACACCAUUGCCGCACUGACGGUGCGUGAGCAGGUGGACGCGUUGGCGCAGGCGCUCCUGCGGGAGUUUAUGCACCGCCGCGGGUACACACGAACGCUGCAGACAUUCGACUGCGAAUGCCCGCGCAAUGAGCGCACUAUCGCCUCGCGCCAGCUGAUGCGACAGCUGCUCGAGGUCCCCUCUAACGCGUUCCCCUCGCGUUUGUGCAGUGGCAGCAGCAGCAGCGUGGGCAAGACCGGUAGCAGCAACGGCAUCGCAGGCAAGAAGAAGACAGCACCGACAUUUAUGGAGGAGCUGUGCUCCUACCGGCUGCAGAAACGUGAGGUAAGUCAGCAGCAGCAGCAGAAACAGAAACAGGAACUAGGGGGAAAUGAUAGAAGUGCGGCCGCCACUAUUGUGGACCCGAGUGAUGCGGAGAUGGAGGAGUGGCGUACGGCUGCAUCAGCGGCGGAGCGCCGCGUGGCGGAGGCGACGGAGCGCCACGCACAGUUGCUGCGGGAGCGUAAAGAGAGGAAGCGCGAGAAGAAACUUAAGAAGCAGCGGGAGAAGGAGAAGAGGAAGGGGAAGGAAGAACACGAACACCGCCACCACCGCCAACAUCGGCACAGACACGAUGGUGACCAGCAGCAGCAGCGGCAUCAGCUUGUGAACCACCGCGGCGAUGGUGCUGGCGACGACGACGACGACGACGAGGAGGAGGAGGAGGACGAUGAUGACGAUAACAGCAACAACAGUAGGAACAGGAACAACAACCGGACGAGUGGCGGCAAUGCGUU
Molecule: messenger RNA, 932 nt
Organism: Trypanosoma grayi
Lineage: Eukaryota; Euglenozoa; Kinetoplastea; Trypanosomatida; Trypanosomatidae
Exons: 1
Source: RefSeq, a predicted model, not a curated record